AUGUGUCAUCUACACUGUGCGUAGGCUGGCUAGCAUAACACAAUAAUAAAUACAAAUAAAUAUAAUAAAAUAAUAUUUAAUGUUUUAUUACUAAAUUACUUUAUACCUAUAUACUUUUUUUAUAUUUAAUUUUUAUUAUCAUUUACAAUUUAGUAAUAAAUUAUUAUUAUUUGUAUUACCUAUUGUUUUAGUGUAUAAUUUGGUUUUGGAUCGUACUUAAUCUUCACUAAUAAUACCUAAAAAUUAAUCCAGUUAAAAAAAGAUUUGAGAGUGAAGCGAGUAAGAGGAAACAUAAAGCAGAGGAAGAUCGUAAGACUAAAUUAUUACCAUCAGUUUCAAAAUUUUUUAAGAAAGUAUCCGUAGAAAUUUCUUAUUCAAAUCCUAAUGUAAACGAAAAUUUACAAGAAACACAUCCAUGUCCUUCGCUGUCCUCUCCAGUCAAAAUCGAACAUAUUUCUCAAAAUGUAACAUCUAAUGCUAAUCUUUCGAGUAAACUGGUUAACACUAUUUCUCAAGAAAUACCCGCGUAUAAUGUUCCAAAUAUUGAUAUAUUUACUAAGCUUCUAACACUUCCCAAUCCCACUGAUAUCGGUCAUUUUAAUUAUGAUAAUAAAUUAUCUGACUAGCAGAAAAAGUUUAUUGUUACUCAUGGACCAUGCCAACCUAAAGAACCAUUUUAUAGACAUUCAGAUGUAUCAAAAAAUAAAAAUUCAUGAACAACAUUUCACGAAAAAUAUUAUUAUUCUGUUGAGUCAAUUACAGGAGCAAAAACUAAUAGAUUAUGGCUAUGUUAUUCAAUAAUUCGUCAAGUUGCAUAUUGCCAACCAUGUUCUCUGUUUGGUAAUAGAAUUAAAAUUAAACAAACUACGUGGCUUGAUAGNCUUUUGGCUAAAUAUGAUCCCAUAUUAGCAACACUUUUAGAAAAACCAAAAGGAAGCGUAAAGUAUCUCAGUCAUAAAAUUCAAGAUCAAAUUAUUUCAUUAAUAGAAAUUGAAAUAAAGAAAUAUAUAUUAGCUGAUGUUACUGCUACACCAUUUUUUUCGUUAAUUCUUGAUACAAAAUAAGACAUUAGUGAGAUUGACCAAGUCUCCACAAUAUAUCGAUACGUUCAUAUAGACAAAAACGAAUUAGGAAUUCCUAUAAGCAUUGAAAUAAGAGAGGACUUUAUUGGAUUUACUGAAGCCGAAGGAGGUACAGGCAGAGCAAUGGAAGAACAGUCUAUGAAGCAAUUUAAAAAAAAUGGACUUGAUAUCAUAAAAUUUAGAGAAAUUGGUUUAGACGGCGCAGCAAGUAUGAGCGGAAAAUACAAUGGUUUAAAAGCUUUUCUUCGGCAAAGACAGAAAAAAGCCAAAUACGUUCAUUGUGCAUCGCAUAAUUUAAAUUUAAUAGUAAAUGACUGUGAGAUAAUAAUAAUAAUAAAGAGAUAAUAAAGAUAUUAAGGAAAUUCGGAAAUUUUGUGGCAUGCUAGAAACUCUUACAUACAUUUUUUGGUAAUAGUAUACUUCGAUGGGCAAAAUUAAAAAAGAAAGUUGUGAAAUUACCAGAUCUCUUAAGAGAUUGUGUCCUACUCGAUGGUCUUCUAGAAUCGAUUGUUUAGUAUCACUGAAUCAUAUGUACUCAGACAUAGUUAUGAGCCAAGUAGACUCAGAACGAGUUUUAAGGAUUUGGAUUUUAAUUUAAGAAAAUAAACACAAUUGUUCUAGACUUAAAGUUUAUUAUUCGCACAGACAUGACAUAUACAUAAGUACUUGUCUAACAUUUGGUUACGACUGGUUGACUAGUGUCCCUCACGUGCUCUCUAUAUACCGAAAACGAGCCUUUAAUUAAGACAAUUACUAUUAUAAGUUUAUAUCUGUGCUUCUUUUCCUUAUACUCUACUAUUAAUUAAUUAUUUAUGACACAACUGAUAAUGUAUAAAAUGUAACUGAGCUCUUCUGAAUACAAAUAGAAUACUAAUAACUACGUUUUAUUACACCUAGACCGGAUGGUCUUUACAACACCUAGACCGGGUGGUUUUAACAAUAUAAUGUUAAUAUAAUAACAUUAUAUUAACUGGCCAAACCAAAUAUGAACAAAAUGACGCUACCACACUUAAAACAUAUUUUGAGAGUUAUGAAACAGUUAUUUUGAUAUUAUUGAUGCAUAAAAUAUUAUCAAAAAUAAAUAUUGCAUCAAAAAUAUUGCAGUCUCCUGGAGCUGAUACUGGAAAGGCUGCAGAUUUGAUAAAAAGUACAUUGCAAAUUAUAGAAGCAAUUCGUAUGAAUAUUGAUAUUUUAAUUGAAGAAGCUAACGAUAAAGCAUUAAAAUGGAAUGUGACACCUCAAUUUUCAAAUAAACGAACAAUAGAAGUAAAACGUUUUUAUGAUGAGCUUUGUCAAGAUCAACGACUUUCACAAGGAUGUCAAUAUUUUAAAACACAGGUGUUAUAUAGGUGUAUUGAUACUGUUGUUACAUAAUUGCGAACACGAUAUGUUGGUCUUAAUGAAAUAAAUGAUUUAUUCAGCUGUAUUUUGCGACGUGGUGUAAUAUCUGAUGAUGACAUUAUUAUUGGUGCAAAAAAGUUGGCGGAUGAAUUUGAAGAUUUUAAUCCAGCUGAGCUAGCAAGGCAAAUUGAAUCAUUUAAUAUUCUGUUUUCUUCUGAGCUUGAAUCCUGUAAUAGUGUUUUUGAUAUGACUAAAUUAUAGGUUAUUGAGAAUUAUAAUCUAAUUACUAGUUUUCCAGAUCUAUUAACAAAAUUUUAUUUAUUUCUUACAUUACCAGUAACAGUAGCCAGUGCAAAAAGGUCAUUUUCAAAGCUCAAAUUAAUUAAAAGCUACCUUAGAAAUACUAUGUCUCAAACACGUUUGAGUGGUCUCGCAAUGAUAUCAAUUGAAAAUGAACGCGCCAAAAAGUUGAACAUGUCAGCAUUGAUAAAGUCAUUUGCACAAGAUCGUAGCAGAAAAAAAUUAUUUUUAUUUUAA
Cinara cedri is the source of this 2960-nucleotide messenger RNA. The record is from the annotation of a GenBank genome assembly. NCBI's taxonomy places the organism in Eukaryota, Metazoa, Arthropoda, Insecta, Hemiptera, Aphididae.